Linum trigynum is the source of this 933-nucleotide messenger RNA. The record is from the annotation of a GenBank genome assembly. NCBI's taxonomy places the organism in Eukaryota, Viridiplantae, Streptophyta, Magnoliopsida, Malpighiales, Linaceae.
AUGUCGGUGAAAACUGUGAAGGUGAGUAAUGUUUCUGUAAAGGCGACGGAUAAAGAUCUCAAGGAGUUCUUUUCUUUCUCUGGUGAUAUUGAACAUGUUGAGAUGCAAAGUGUUGAUGAGAAAUCUCAAGUGGGAUUCGUUACCUUCAAAGAUACUCAAGGCGCAGAUACUGCAGUCCUUCUCUCGGGAGCAACUAUAGUUGAUCUUGCCGUCACCAUAGCACUAGAUCCAGAUUACAAGCUACCACCAGCUGUCUUACUGGCAAUGGAGAACAAUCCAGCUGCACCCUCUGAUCCAGACUCAGCUCUCCGAAAGGCAGAGGACGUGGUCAGCAGCAUGCUGGCCAAAGGCUUCAUCUUGCGCAAAGACGCCGUCAACAAGGCCAAAUCCUUCGACGAGAAGCACCAGCUGACAUCAACUGGCAUAGCCAAAGUCGCCUCCUUCGACAAGAAGAUAGGCCUCACUGACAAGAUCAGCGCCACCAGUACCGUGAUGGGUGACAAGGUACGAGAAGUUGACCAGAAGUACCAGGUCUCUGAGAAGACCAAGUCUGCACUCGCGGUUGCAGAACAGAAGGUCAGCAGCGCUGGUUCAGCAAUCAUGAAGAACCGCUACGUGUUCACCAGUGCUGCUUGGGUGACGGGGGCAUUCAGUAAAGUGGCCAAGGCAGCAGAAGACGUGGGUCAGAAGGCCAAGGAGAAGGUUGGGAUGGCUGAGGAAGAGCAGAAGAAGAAAGUAGUGGAGGAUUUUGGUUCAGUUCACUUGGCCGAUUCCCCGAAUGUACCAUCAAGCCAUGAUCAUGAUGAUCAGAAAGAGCAGAAGUCGUCUGCCCCUGCUGAUCCGAAAUUUCCUCCUAGUUCUGACAUCAAACCGACAUCGCCUUCUCCCAAAUCUCCUUCCAAGCCAGCACCUGCUCAAGGGUUGAUCCUUUGA